AUGAUACCAAGGACUAAAGUUACAAUUGCUUGCCAAAAUUGCCAAACUAAAAAAAUUAGAUGUUCAGGCCCGCCAGAAUGUACCAAAUGUCGGGAAAAAAACCAAGUCUGUAAUUUUAUCACUGAGAGAAAGAGGCGUGGUCCUACACCGAGAACAAAACGUGAUGUUAUUGAAUCUUUAGCAACCCGGCGGGCGAAAAUUGGUUAUCAACCUCCUUCGUUUGCUAAUAUUAAACAAAAAAAUUGUGCAAACAUGAGUAAUAUAAUAGAUCUUAAUUUUAUGGGACAUGCAUCUGAAUUAGAGGAUGGACGUAUGUCUCAAGUUUAUUAUCAUGACAAAUUUUUUCGUAAUCAAAAUGAAGUUCGAGGUAUUGAUACUGAAGCAAUACAAUUACAAGUUGGAAAUCACAUGCAUCAUUUAAAUAAUACCGAUAAUGAAAAAAGUACGAAUGUCGAAUUUUUUACCACAAGAGCAAAUUCAUUUUCAUCAUUAAACGAUAGGCCUCAUCAUAAUCCGAGCUUUUUUCCUGAAAAUAUAACAUCUUACAAUAUUCUUUAUGGAAUCAGCAAUAAAAAAGAAUCGAUGGACGAGGCUCCUAUUUAUGAGGUUACUAUUCCAUUUGCACAAAUAUUUGAUUGCGCUCAACGUUGUUCACGUGAACUUGUAAGUGGUAGAGAUUGGACCCGUCCAAAAAAAAAUCCAACCCGGAUGACCCGCCGGGUAAACCCGCGAGUUAUUCAAGUGAUUGACGGGUUGACCCGGGUGGAAAUUUUACCC
Messenger RNA from Racocetra persica, 777 nucleotides. Lineage: Eukaryota; Fungi; Glomeromycota; Glomeromycetes; Diversisporales; Gigasporaceae. The record is from the annotation of a GenBank genome assembly.